Messenger RNA from Chenopodium quinoa (quinoa), 2621 nucleotides. RefSeq names its product metal tolerance protein 10-like. Gene Ontology annotation, cellular component: membrane. The transcript has 6 exons. Gene Ontology annotation, molecular function: monoatomic cation transmembrane transporter activity. The record is from RefSeq and is a predicted model, not a curated record. Gene Ontology annotation, biological process: monoatomic cation transport; transmembrane transport. NCBI's taxonomy places the organism in Eukaryota, Viridiplantae, Streptophyta, Magnoliopsida, Caryophyllales, Amaranthaceae. Bases 1204 to 2337 code for a protein of 377 amino acids.
UGGUUCAACCCUAAUGCAGGAGCCCAAUUAUAAUGCCAUUUAUAUAGAGAAGAUAUACAACAUACAAAAGAUCUAUUUUGAAUGAAAAGUUUGUUCCUUUACAUAUAUUAUAUUUUUGUUACGCACCUAAUAAUUCUAGACUUAGUUAUUCUAUCAAAGUUCCCUGAUGAAAAAAAAAAAAAAAAAAAAAAUUCUCUUAAGUCUUUAAGGAUAUAAAAGAAAAUUUGCCAAUUGUAGCGAUUUAAAGUGUAUAGUUUGUAAAUUGAAGACAUUUAAAAAGAAAAUUACAAAUUGCAGCCCAAAAGUACUAAUAACUUGUUAAUUAAAUUCAAAAAAUGUAUUGAUUUGUGUGCAACUAUUUUUUUUGUCGCAAAAACGAGGUACUUAAGUUAAUUUUUUUGCCAAUUUCGAGCUCAAUUGUUAAUGACUAAAAUGGCUCCAAAAAUCUUAACGGAACAUUUUUUGACACACAAAACAAGAAAAAAUUAGAUUGGGUGGCAACUUAUAAGUUAUUAGUAGUUUUGAGCUGUAAUUUGCAAUUUUUUAAAUGACUGCAAUUUGUAAAAUAUAAACUUUAAAUGAAUGUAAUUGACAAAUUUUCCAGAUAUAAAUAAUCACGAGUAUAAAAAAUUCAAACAGAAGAACAAAAAGUGUUUAAAGUAGAAAAUUAGAAUAUAUAAUAAAUGAAUAUAAUAUAACCAAAUAAAUAGGUGACAUAUUAGGUAGUUGAUCGCGUAAAGCAUCACCCACAAAUUUGAUUCAAUCCCCCAAGUGGCCAAGUCAUCACAUACAUUACACUCAGAUAUUCCCCGACUCCUAACAUGUCGAUUUAAAUCAAAUUGAUAAGGUAUCUAUCAAAUACGAGUGAGAUUACCAUCCCUAGCCACCACCCGAUAUCCACAAGAAAGAAUCCAACCCUACGAUACGAUGCAUUCACAAGUCAAUUUAUGAAAGAGGGAGAAUCAAAAUGUUGUUACCAUAUAAUUAGGAGGCAUACAAUUCACAACUUUAUUUGCGCACGAAGCUUCGUUGUUACGUGUAACUAUCAUUGGUAUAUCAAUAUCUUUCACUCAACACAUACAUACACACACUAACCAAAAAGUAAAGACGUUAAGUUUCCUGGUUUACCUAUUUUAGUCUCUUUACUGUCGUAUCGUAUGAGAAAAAGUUUGUGCAACUCUUAACAACAAUAACAAUAAUAAUAUGGCGGAAGCCGAGUUAGACGACGCCGAGUCAUGGCGACUCAACCUCGACUCGUUCCGACUGCCGGAAACUCGUCCUCCUUCCAUCUCUCGUUUUGGCCGCCUUUUCCGUACACGCAGGAGACAAGGAAAAGUUGCCGAUUAUUACAAGAAGCAGGAAAGACUGUUAGAAGGCUUCAACGAGAUGGAAAGCAUUAAUGAAACAGGUUUCUUCCCUGGAAGUUUGACAGAGGAUGAGAUGAAGCAGCUUGCAAAAAGUGAGCGACUGGCAAUUAAUAUAUCGAAUGCAGCCAAUGUUGUUCUUUUCCUAGCCAAGAUAUAUGCAUCCGUAGAAAGUAGAUCAUUGGCAGUCAUUGCAUCAACGUUGGAUUCACUUCUUGAUCUUUUGUCGGGAUUUAUUUUGUGGUUUACUUCUCAUGCCAUGAGAAAACCAAAUCAAUAUUACUAUCCGAUUGGGAAGAAAAGGAUGCAACCAGUGGGAAUUAUAGUUUUUGCAUCGGUUAUGGCUACGUUAGGACUACAAAUACUGCUGGAGUCUGCUCGUGACCUCGUUACUAAGACGGGGCCUAAAAUGAAUCACACACAAGAAAUGUGGAUGAUCGGGAUUAUGGUCUCUGUAACAGUAGUGAAGUUUUGUCUUAUGAUCUACUGUCGUAGAUUUAAAAAUGAGAUUGUUCGUGCCUAUGCUCAAGAUCAUUUCUUUGAUGUUGUUACAAACUCUAUUGGUCUGGCGACUGCAGUUCUUGCUGUUCGAUUCUUUUGGUGGAUUGAUCCAACCGGUGCCAUAAUUAUUGCAUUGUACACUAUCAGUACAUGGGCAAGAACUGUCAUUGAGAAUGUCUGGUCACUGAUCGGAAGGACUGCACCACCAGAGUUCCUAGCCAAGUUAACAUAUCUUAUAUGGAAUCAUAAUGAGGAGAUAAAGCACAUUGACACCGUACGAGCAUACACGUUUGGUACACAUUACUUUGCAGAGGUUGACAUUGUGCUGCCGGAAGAUAUGCUUCUGAACCAAGCACAUAACAUCGGUGAGACACUCCAAGAGAAACUCGAGCAGCUACCUGAUGUAGAGCGAGCAUUUGUGCAUAUCGAUUUUGAGUUCACCCACCGACCAGAGCACAAAGCAAAAGUUUGAGGAUCCUAGAAAAAGACUUAUUAAAAAAGCUAGGAAUUUUAUCAAGUACUAUCAGAUGAAUUUUUCCAUGUUUAUAGGUAAUACUGUGCACGGUUUUAUAUACUGUAAUAAUAAUAAUAAUAUCAGUUGUUGGAAAAUUCCUUUCGAUCUUUAUCUGAGCUACUAGCCUACUAGUACAUGGUCACCAAUUCACCAAGGGAUAUCUGUACAUUAGUUAUCUUGAAUUCCUGAUAUGUGAUGACUGAUUCAUUUGGAAGAAAAAACCAAAUGCAAGAUUUUUGUGA